Athene cunicularia (burrowing owl) is the source of this 1772-nucleotide messenger RNA. It is a transcript of the gene GKAP1, whose product is annotated as G kinase anchoring protein 1. The coding region runs from base 412 to 1515 and encodes 367 amino acids. Lineage: Eukaryota; Metazoa; Chordata; Aves; Strigiformes; Strigidae. Gene Ontology annotation, cellular component: Golgi apparatus. Gene Ontology annotation, biological process: signal transduction. The record is from RefSeq and is a predicted model, not a curated record. The transcript has 12 exons.
GGUAUAGUGCCAAGAGUACUAUCCAGUAAUGUAACUUAGCAUGGCUAAGCACUUGCCUUUAGCGCUGUUUUUUAGUGAAGAUGUAUCUAAUCUUUUCUCUGAUAUUCAGGUUUCAACCUACUGAAUGUUCAAGUUAAGAGCUGUAACUAAGCUCCUAAGAAGGAUAACUAUAGUUACUGAGUAUUAAAAUGCAUGUAAAACCAUAUGCACAAACCCAGGAAAAUCCAAACUUACCCUAUUAUUUAAUCAUUUAAAGAGUGUAACAAGUACUAAUUACUUAAUGUGUUUUAGAUGUGACUGAUAAUGUUUGGGUUUUUUUAGAUCUGUGGUUGUGGUCUGAUCAGAGAGUCUGAAUAUCAGCAUCAGGAAAACUAAUAAGUAAAAAGAAGCCACCUCAGUAGAAUUUCAGAUAUGGCAUUGACAUCUACUGUAAUUGGUUCAGUUCCUACCACUGCAUCUCGUUUUGCUUUACUACAAGUCGAAAGUGAUACUGAAUUGGAGCCUGGCAAAGGAGGAAGUGGCCGAGGUGCCAGUAAAUCUCAGGCUUCAGGGGGAAGAUCAUCUACAAAUGAAAAGAAAAGAAAGAAAAGGAGAAAAAAGAAAGAACAGCAGCAGAGUGAGGCCAAUGAGCUCAGAAACCUUGCUUUUAAAAAGAUUCCUCAGAAGUCCUCACGUGGAGGCUGUCUAUCUCAGCAUGAACAAAAUAUACAUGCUGCAAAGCAGAAAGACUCUCAGGAAGAAAAUUGGCAGGAGUGGAGACAAAGAGAUGAGCAGCUGACAUCUGAAAUGUUUGAGGCUGAUCUUGAGAAAGCAUUGCUGCUAAGCAAACUGGAAUAUGAAGAGCACAAACAGGAAUAUGAAACCGUUGAAAGUACUUCACCUCACUCAAAGUCUGUGAAUAAGAAAAAGAACCAGCAAGGAAAAGACAAACCUCUCACUGUGUCUCUGAAAGACUUUCAGUCAGACAGUAAUAUAGAUAACCUUGCUAAAAAACAUGAGGAGCUGAACUCCUCCCAGUCUUCAUUGCAUGAUGGAGGAUUUUUCAACAGGCUGGAAGAUGAUGUUCACAGAAUACUUGAAAGAGAGAAAAGGAGAGUCCAGCUCACUGAUUACAGUGAAACAGAUAACUGCACAUCUCAUGAACAGAACCAGGAGAGUGUUUUGAAAGAUGGAAAAACAGAACGACUAAAGCUCGAGCUUGAGAAGAAAGAUGCAGAAAUUGAGCAACUGAAAAAUAUAAUAACUCAGUGGGAGGCAAAGUAUAAAGAAGUAAAAGCAAGAAAUGCACAGCUUCUGAAGAUGAUACGAGAAGGUGAAAUGAAAGACAAAGCAGAAAUACUCCUACAGGUUGAUGAAUCUCAAAUUAUCAAAAAUGAAUUGACUGUACAGGUAACUAUACUUCAUGCAGCCUUAGAGCAAGAAAGAUCCAAAGUGAAACUACUUCAGGCAGAAUUAACAAAAUAUCAGAAGGGGAAAAAAGAGAAAAGGCACUCAGAAUCUGACCAGUGCAGGUGAUCUCCUCUGCCACCAGAUUCAAAGCAAAAAAAGAUCCAAAUCUUUCUUCAGGGUUUUGCAGAAAUUUAUAUUUGUUUCACAACUGCUCAACUAUGCAGUUUUUGAAGAGAAAUUAACAAUUACUAGUUUAACAGCCUGAAUAACUAAUUUGUUGCACUUUCAGCUACAGAAAAAUCACAAAUCUAGUAUUGCAGGAGAGUUGAAACUUAACUGUAAUGUCAUUAGUUUUUCAUCAUUCAAUAAAAUUUACUCUUCCA